CCGAAAUGGAGAAAUUCACGGCCGUAAAACUUAAAAAAAAAGUAGUUAAAGUAAACAAAGACCAUGUUUUUGUUAAAAUCCAUCUCAAAUUUAUAACUAGUAAUUGUUAUCUAAGUCCAAUACAAUACAACCAAAAUGUCCAAGCCAGAAUUGAUAGAGGAUUUCUUCGGAGUGUACUUACUUUACAACAUAAACCCAAAGUUCAAAGGCCGGACUUACGUUGGUUACACUCGGGACCCGAACAGGCGUAUAAUGCAGCACAACCGAGGAACCUGGGCUGGUGGUGCUAACAGGACUAGUAAUAGAGGACCUUGGAAAAUGGUCCUCAUAGUUCAUGGUUUCCCUAAUAAUAUUUCAGCACUUAGGUUCGAGUGGGCUUGGCAAAAUCCUACAAAGACUAUCAGAUUACAACACUUGUCUUUAAAGAAAAUACCCAGGAAAGAGUCGGAGUAUCAAUUUAAGCUACGAGUCAUGAGUGAAAUGUUACGUGUUGGACCAUGGUCUCGACUGCCGUUGAUUGUAAGAUGGCUGGAGCAAGAUUAUAUUGAAGAUAUCCCUGUUGCAAGAAAACCACCAAAUCAUAUGUUAAUAUGUAAAGGACCAAUUAAAACCUGCAACUUAAAGAAAACAAUUAACAUUCAAGAGGAAAUGGAAGUUGAAUGCUUGUUGUGUUCAAAUAUGAUAACUGACUCACAAAGCAAAUUGACAUGUUUGAAUUCAAGCUGCGAACUGACAGCACAUAUAACAUGUUUAGCUGACUUGUUUUUGAAUCCUGGUGAAUUCGUGCCUAUUGAAGGUAACUGUCCAUUUUGUAGUAAAAAUUUGAAAUGGGGUGAUUUGAUUAGAAAAAUGAGGGGUUGCAAAAUGGAUGGUGGUGAUGUGGUAAGUGAUGACUACGGUAGUGACAAAGUAUGUGAUGACAGUGAUGAUGAUGAUGUUGUGAUCUGCUCACAAGAAAAAGGUUUUGUUGACAAUAAUUCUCAUUGGUUUGAAUCAGUGGAAUGUGAUAAUGGAUUGUAAUGACGAAUAAAUAUGAUUUCAGUAAAACAAUAUUUUAUUUAAUAUUUUUAUUGUUAAAUAAACCAACUACAACUAUUGAAGUAAAGGGUUUUUAUGUAAAAAGGGUGUCAUACAAGAUUAUAGUUUGACUGAAAGUAAGCAACCGUCAUAGGCUUUAUGGAGCUUACGAAGAAUUUAGCAUAAUGACGGUCGCAUCACAAUACAUAUACGAAAAUUUAUUUCUUGUAAGAAAGAGUAGUCGUUAGCACCCGCCAAUCCGCACUGGGCCCGCGUGGUGGGUCAUGGCCCAAUCUCCCUAUUUCGUAGGGAAGGCCUCUGCCCCAGCAGUGGGGACAUUAAUAGGCUAAUAUUGAUAAAGAAAAAAAUAUUAAUUUGUUUCUUAAAAACAGUGAUGUUCACACACUCAAUAUAAGAAACAAGUAACUUUACCUGCGACUAGCCAAGCAAUUUCUUAACCAUAAUUAAAUUCAAAAUGCUAUAAAAAGCAAUUGUUAAGAAAGCUUAUUACAAAGUGUCUCAUUAUAUUACAGACAAAAAUGCUUGGGGUUGACCUGUUUGUUGGUCAUUCAUGACCCAAUCAUUUCAAGAGGUUUUAAGCUAUUGCAUAGAUUUUAUCGCGAGCUUUGGGCGCGGCGACCGAAUCAAGAAAUUUCGUAACGGAAAUAACAGUACAGAUGAACACAAUUUUCGCCUUUCCAGUAUCAGUCGAAACGGCGCAAUGUGUUAAAUUUUUGCCAAGGGACCAACGUUCGAUGCAUCACCGCGGUCGUCGAUUCAAAUCCCGCACUCGUAUUUUUUAUUAUAAUUUUUCCUUUUUUUAUAUAUUUGAUUUAGAUCCCAGCACCUGUUCUUAUUUUUAUUUGUCUCUCUUCUAUUGAGACUUCAUAAUUUAAAUUUUGGACUAAAGAUGGUAAACUGUGGACUUUGUGGAAGUUUUUUGGCGCCGGCCAAUGCUGUUGUUUGCUGUGCUUGCCCAAUAUAAUAUCAUAAGGCCUGCCUCGCAAUCUAUUAAUAUCAAAGAAAAAACUUGAACUAAUAUCAAAGAAAAAAAAUGCGUAAGUUGAUAAAUAAUAUUAUGAAAUAGCUUUACCGUGGCAGUCCCCGCGUGCCACACGUAUUUUUUUUUCUAUAUGAAAUAAAUCAUGAUUGUAUUGACGUUGUAACAACAUAAUGAUUUGUAAAUGUUGUUACAUUAUACUUUUAAUGUUGUGGAAUAUUUUUCGUUCGUUUUUUUUCUGCAUUUAAAAAUAUGACCUUUUACGCGUGGUAGAGAAAAAUAAUUUUUGACCCAGGUUAUUCAGUUUAUCAACGCAGUCUUUCACCAAUUUCGAGCAUAUCGUGUUCGAAAUAAUGGCAUUCUGAAAAUAUAUUCUUAAAUGGCCUGCUUUAGUUCGUUGACGAUUGGUUUCUGCACAUUCUAUGAUGGCAUAUACCUCUACCUGGAAUAUAGGAGCGUGUUUUCCGAGAUUCACGCUUUUGUGAAUUUUGAAGCCAUCUGUAAACCAGAUUUGACCACGUUUCUCUGAUUGGCAGUUCCAUCUUGAAAUUUCUGGCAAAAUUUAAUGACAUCUGUAGUCAUUGCUAAGUGGUAUUAGCUCAAGCGUUGUUUGGUGGAGAGACCUCAGUGCUUGAGAGUGCAAGUUCGUCCUGCCAGUAGUGCUUACUCUGUAUAUACUUGCUUUCGCCUCCUUUAUUAGUUUGCCCUACCCUGGAAGCUCCUGGUGACGGGAAAAGUACAGGGAAGGAGACCGAGAGGAAGAAGCCCCAUGCGCUGGACAGACCUGAUCCGCGACAAUACCAAAACUGGAGUCCGCAAUGCACUCCACACUACCGAAGACUGCAACAAGUGAAAAGUGAUCGUCCACAAAAUAAUUCGUGGAGGUCACGACCCUCAGCAAUGAGGAGCACGACAUAAGAGGGAUUAGUUUGCCACCCCUUCUCGGGGAUGAAUAAAAAUAAGAAUGGGAAUGGAUAGACUAAUUCACAGCAACUUUUGCUUUAUAAAGUUUAUACAAAUAGGCAAUAGGUACUUUAAAACUUCGAGUUGAAACGUCAAUUUUUUAACAAGAAAUAUCACGUUUUCAGGCGGUUUUCAUAAAUAACUCUCUAAAUAUGCAUUUUAUGAAAUAUCACUAGCAACAGCUUGUUGAAGGUUGGUUCUUCUUUGUCAAACGCCAAAAUCUAAAGUUUCAACGUGAAAUAUCCAAAAACACUGCAUUUUUAUUAUUCGCGAGAGUAGCGUCCACUGCCAGGAAAAUGGCAACCCUCGGCAGAUUACCAACAUCGAAGUAGAGGGUAUGUAAAGCCCAAAUCCAAAUUUUGGUGUAAAUUGGUGCUGUUUGCCAGGUUUUCCCGUUUUUUCCGUGCAUCAACUGAGCUAUAGGUUUUUCGCGAAUAUUUGAUUUAUCAAAUCAUCGUACGACAUAUUAUUUAUAAGAUAUAUAUAAUAUAUAACCAAUAUAAGAAAAUAAAGUGGCGGUACGAAGUUCGCCGGAUCAGCAAGUUCGUGGGUUUUAGAAAGAUUUUUACAAAAAGUUAACAAAACUAUUACAUUUAUCGAAUUAAUUAAUGCCAACAUUAAUUUAUAGUGUAGGUACCUAUAUUAAGUGACUGGACAAUAAAAAUGGUAGAAUAAGAAUAAAAAAAUAAUUUAUUCACUUACACAUCAAUAUUAUGUGAUAAGUAGUUAUUAUGACUACCAGGUACAUUCUC
This is a messenger RNA of Chilo suppressalis (striped riceborer), 3732 nucleotides long. The record is from the annotation of a GenBank genome assembly. NCBI's taxonomy places the organism in Eukaryota, Metazoa, Arthropoda, Insecta, Lepidoptera, Crambidae.